UUUUUUUAUUUUUUAUUCAUCGGAUAUGUUUGGCCAAUUGACAGUGUUAUGUUUAACCUGGCGCCAAACACCCAAAAGUGCCUCAAAGAAGACAUUCAGGCAAAUCAAUUGGUAAUGGGGGAAUACGAAGUUUCCGAUGUGCCCGGCCAAAUCAUCGACUAUGUUGCACGGGACACAAAAGGACAUAUAUUGUCACAAAAGGAGCACAUUACCAAAGGAAAAUUCAGUUUUAUGUCAGAAGUAUAUGACGCCUACGAAAUAUGCUUCAUCUCAAAAGUACCACCACAUCAACGAGGGAUUCCGCAAGAGGUUUCGCUAGUGACAAAAAAAGGUGUAGAAACAAAAAGCUACGAGGGUAUUGGUGAGGCUUCCAAAUUGAAACCUCUUGAAGUCGACCUUAAACGCUUGGAAGACCUUUCCGAUUCAAUAGUGCGGGAUUUUAUUCUAAUGCGCAAGCGAGAGGAAGAAAUGCGUGACACAAAUGAAAAAACAAAUAGUCGAGUCCUAUUCUUUAGCAUUUUCAGCAUGUGCUGUUUGCUUGGUUUGGCUACGUGGCAAGUCCUGUAUCUUCGCAGAUAUUUUAAAGCAAAAAAACUUAUUGAAUAGUGUAAAAAACAUGAAUCCUCUCUUAACUUUCGUUUAAAAUAAAUUCAAGAAUCAAUAAAGUA
Drosophila persimilis is the source of this 668-nucleotide messenger RNA. It is a transcript of the gene bai, whose product is annotated as transmembrane emp24 domain-containing protein bai. Gene Ontology annotation, biological process: Golgi organization; intracellular protein transport; endoplasmic reticulum to Golgi vesicle-mediated transport. The record is from RefSeq and is a predicted model, not a curated record. Gene Ontology annotation, cellular component: Golgi apparatus; endoplasmic reticulum; COPII-coated ER to Golgi transport vesicle. Bases 49 to 606 code for a protein of 185 amino acids. The transcript is spliced from 5 exons. Lineage: Eukaryota; Metazoa; Arthropoda; Insecta; Diptera; Drosophilidae.